UGGUAUGCACUUGUGUACUGCCUAAGGUAUAUUGUACUGACUGCUUUUCCAUACGGAUGUUACAUACACUCCCAACCAACGUACAUGUCCACCUUCUGACAUCUGAACGCCCGAAACUGUCCUCGUCAUCAACAGAGAGAAUAAAACCAACCCGCAAAAGAAGUCCCAAAAAAACGACUGAAAAACACCCAACCGUCCCGCCUCCUCCAACAUUGUCCAGCCUACGCCGCCAUACAUCCGCAUAUAUCACUCCCCACAGUCCCUUAUCCUUCACAACUCCCACUCAUUCGGACCCUAAAUCACUGCCCUCAAAAACACCCACAAAACACCCUCUUCCACGCCCAACCCCCACCCUUCACCCGUUUAGGCCCGCCCAAAAGCGGACUAUCCUCCUCAGCAGCCUGCACUUCGCGGCGGAGUUGGUCAAUUUCGUGGAGGAGGUGGCGGGAUUGUUCGUGAUCGGAGGCAUGCUGUGGCGAUUGUGGUGGCGGUGGGAGGGUGGAUGGUUUUGGUAUCUGUGGUGGCAAUUGUUUCGAUCUCGUUCCGUUCGAGGUAGCCGAUCGUGGAAUAAUACCCGCCACCGCAUCCGCAUCUCCACGCACACCCACCCCCGUCAGCGUCUGCACCUCCCCGAUCCAAUCCUUCACCCUCGCGCUCCGUUCCUCAUCCAUCGGCUCACUUAUCUCUCCCUGCGACUGCGACUGCGAUGCCAGCAUCGACCGGGUCAGCACCCUUGGCGGGGUCGGGACGGAGACCGUAAGUGGUAUAUGGUUAUUAUCGCGAGGGUCGUCGUCGUCCGGGUCGGGAUAUUCUUCCUUGUCCUCCUCCUCCUCCUGCUUGGGUGAUUCGACACGCAGUACAUUAUCCGAUGUGGGUGGUCUGACAACUUCCUGGUACUGACUCGUUCCUACAGCCGCCCUCAAAUCCCCACCGGACCC
This is a messenger RNA of Fimicolochytrium jonesii, 938 nucleotides long. RefSeq lists its product as uncharacterized. The record is from RefSeq and is a predicted model, not a curated record. The transcript has a single exon. The coding region runs from base 57 to 845 and encodes 262 amino acids. Lineage: Eukaryota; Fungi; Chytridiomycota; Chytridiomycetes; Spizellomycetales; Powellomycetaceae.